AUACCACUAGACCAAAUGCCCAAUUCGUUUUUCCAUUUAAAAAUAAUACUUGAGAUAUCUAAUAGCAAAUCUAACGAAGAAAACCCCAAAACCCUAGUGAAAAACAGAGAGAUCUCCAGUUGUGGGGUUUUGCAUCAGAAAUUUGUCAAUGGCAAGAAGAACCCUUUUUCACUUAGUUCGAUCUCAAGCAAAUCUACUAAAAUCCACCAAUUUUCAUUCAGGUACUCUGGUAGUGUAAGUAAUGUUCUCAAAGUUUCUUGUCCUCUGACUUUGGGUGGUCAUCUGGCUAGUUAUGGAACUAGGUCACUUGUCAGUAGUACCAAACCUGACCCUAGUUGUGUGACACAUCUAGCUGCUAUCCGUAAAAGGUGGCUAUCACAGUCUGCAACAGCACAAGACGACAACAAGAUCAGCAUAGGGCCUCGCAAAGGAGGAGAAGGAGGAAAUGAUGAAAAGGAUGGCGGAGUUGUCUACUAUGGUCCUAUCUCAAACACGAUAAAGAAUGUGAAGCUUCUGUCCCUUUCAACAUGUUGCCUUUCUGUGUCUUUAGGCCCUGUCAUAACCUUCAUGACAUCUACUGAUUCAAAUGUGAUACUAAAGGGAGCAGUUGCAUCUACCGUUAUAUUCUUCAGUGCUUCUACUACCGCUGCGCUUCACUGGUUUGUGAGUCCUUAUAUUCACAAACUGAGAUGGAAGCCAGGUUCAGAUUCUUUUGAAGUGGAGAUGAUGUCUUGGCUUGCAACUUUUAUGCCGAAGACGAUUAAGUUUGCAGAUAUCAAGCAUCCUGACACCAAUAGACCUUAUGUAACAUUCAAGGCUAACGGAAACUUCUAUUUUGUUGAUGCCGAGCAUUGUCCCAACAAGGCGCUAUUGGCAAAACUUACCCCACAGAAACCUACUCAUGAGUCAGCUUUCAAGAACUUGUGAUGACAACUUUUUAUCUGGAAUAAUUUGAGAUUUUAAGGUUUUGUAUUGCAUUGCUCACUAGAAGUUCCAAUACUUGAGUCUUGGAUAUAUAUAAGCCUCAGUUGGUUGUCAAUUUUUCAAUUAUUAUAACAUUGAUUGUCAUCUCUUUUUUUUUUAAAAAAAAGAAAAUAAUAGUAAUGUCUAGACCAGCUUGGCAGGUCAUUUCUUCCA
This is a messenger RNA of Solanum pennellii, 1137 nucleotides long. RefSeq lists its product as uncharacterized. Gene Ontology annotation, biological process: mitochondrial proton-transporting ATP synthase complex assembly. The transcript has 3 exons. The record is from RefSeq and is a predicted model, not a curated record. Bases 16 to 927 code for a protein of 303 amino acids. Gene Ontology annotation, cellular component: mitochondrial membrane. NCBI's taxonomy places the organism in Eukaryota, Viridiplantae, Streptophyta, Magnoliopsida, Solanales, Solanaceae.